AAGAGGCAGGAAGACAGGACCAUGUCGAAGGGCCCCGGGCCCGGCGGCUCCGCAGCUUCCUCGGCGCCCCCGGCCGCUACCGCUCAGGUGCUGCAGGCACAGCCCGAGAAACCGCAGCACUACACAUUUCUCAAUGUGAAGGUUUCUUGGAGCUUCUUGGCCACUGGAUUUUUCUUACAGCUAUGUUAGAUACUAAAGAAGGCUUCCCCACAAUCCAUAUGCAUCUGCUUUGACUGGUGGUUUCUGUCAACCUACAAAGACUGUGGCUUAUUGGUGAGGGCAGCUGGACAACUCUGAGAGCAACUUAGAGAAACCCACCUUGGGCACACUCUGUAAAGGAGCGCCUUCUCUGGAAAUAGCACCCCAGAUAAGUGCACAAAAGCAAGACACCCUCGUGGACCUACUUCCUCCCGCUUUCAUCACCCUGAUGCCUAAAGAGCAAAAGAGACAAAGGUUGGAGGGAGGCCAGAAGGACGGAUAGAGCCCCCAACCCCCAGGUACCUGAAGGAAUUCCGCACUGAGCAGUGCCCACUCUUUGUGCAACACAAAUGCACUCAGCAUCGGCCCUAUACCUGCUUCCACUGGCAUUUUGUGAACCAGCGCCGCCGCCGGUCCAUCCGCCGUCGGGACGGCACCUUCAACUACAGCCCUGACGUCUACUGCACCAAGUACGACGAGGCCACAGGCCUCUGCCCGGAGGGCGACGAGUGCCCAUUCCUGCACAGGACCACAGGGGACACGGAGCGCAGGUACCACCUGCGCUACUAUAAGACUGGAAUCUGCAUCCACGAGACAGACUCGAAAGGCAACUGCACCAAAAACGGCCUGCACUGCGCUUUUGCCCACGGGCCCCAUGACCUGCGCUCCCCUGUCUACGACAUCAGGUGGGCUGAAUGCCACCUUGGGCUGAUAGCUGUGGGCCGGGGUGGGGGCCUGGCUGCUGACCGGUGAGUGCCGCAGGUGGAAUGCAGGGCUGGCCCUCUGGUUCCUUCCCUUCAUGCUCCCUCCCACGCUCUCUGUCCCUCCUCCUCCCCAGGGAGCUCCAGGCAAUGGAGGCCUUGCAGAACGGCCAGACCACAGUGGAGGGCAGCAUAGAGGGCCAGUCGGCCGGGGCCGCGAGCCACGCCAUGAUAGAAAAAAUCCUCAGCGAGGAGCCACGGUGGCAAGAGACCGCAUAUGUGCUGGGGAACUAUAAGACGGAGCCGUGCAAGAAGCCCCCGCGGCUGUGCCGCCAGGGUUAUGCCUGUCCCUACUACCACAACAGCAAAGACCGGCGGCGGAGCCCCCGGAAACACAAAUACAGGUCGUCUCCAUGUCCGAACGUAAAACACGGGGAUGAGUGGGGAGACCCCGGCAAGUGUGAGAACGGAGACGCCUGCCAGUACUGCCACACCCGCACGGAGCAGCAGUUCCACCCAGAGAUCUAUAAGUCUACCAAGUGCAACGACAUGCAGCAGUCGGGCAGCUGUCCCCGGGGACCUUUCUGCGCCUUCGCCCACGUAGAACAGCCCCCCCUCGGUGACGACCUGCAGCCUUCCUCAGCUGUGUCCAGCCCCACCCAGCCGGGUCCCGUCUUGUACAUGCCGUCUGCUGCCGGCGACUCGGUGCCCGUGAGCCCCUCCAGCCCACAUGCCCCUGACCUCAGUGCUCUCCUCUGUAGGAACAGCAGCCUAGGGAGCCCAUCUAACCUCUGUGGCUCCCCACCGGGCUCCAUCAGGAAGCCCCCAAAUCUGGAAGGCAUUGUUUUUCCUGGGGAGUCUGGCCUCGCCCCUGGCAGCUAUAAGAAGGCUCCUGGCUUUGAGAGGGAAGACCAGGUGGGAGCCGAAUACCUGAAAAAUCUGAAGUGCCAGGCCAAGUUAAAACCCCACUCACUAGAGCCCAGGAGUCAAGAGCAGCCUCUGCUUCAGCCCAAACAGGACAUGCUGGGCAUCCUCCCUGUGGGCAGCCCCCUGACCUCAAGCAUCUCUUCUAGUAUCACCUCCAGCCUAGCAGCUACUCCCCCUAGCCCUGCCGGCACCAGCAGCGUCCCUGGCAUGAAUGCAAAUGCUCUGCCCUUCUACCCCGCCAGCGACACGGUAGAGUCGGUCAUAGAGUCUGCCCUGGAUGACCUGGACCUGAAUGAGUUCGGGGUGGCCGCCUUAGAGAAGACCUUCGACAGCAGCUCCGUGCCCCACCCGGGCAGCAUCACCGUCGGCGGCAGUUUGCUGCAGAGCUCCGCACCCGUGAACAUCCCUGGCUCCCUGGGCAGCUCCGCCUCCUUCCACUCCGCAUCCCCGUCCCCUCCCGUCAGCCUCUCCUCGCAUUUCCUGCAGCAGCCCCAGGGCCACCUGAGCCAGUCAGAAAACACGUUUUUGGGGACCUCAGCAUCACAUGGAUCUUUGGGGCUGAACGGGAUGAACAGCAGCAUCUGGGAGCAUUUUGCCUCUGGAAGCUUCUCCCCGGGCACGUCCCCUGCUUUCCUGUCGGGGCCAGGGGCUGCCGAGCUGGCCCGGCUUAGGCAAGAACUAGAUGAAGCCAACGGUACCAUCAAGCAGUGGGAGGAGUCCUGGAAGCAGGCGAAGCAGGCUUGUGAUGCCUGGAAGAAGGAGGCCGAGGAGGCCGGGGAGCGGGCCAGCGCGGCAGGUGCGGAGUGCGAGCUGGCCCGGGAGCAGCGGGAUGCAAUGGAGGCGCAGGUGAAGAAGCUACAGGAGGAGCUGGAGCGGCUGCACUCAGGCCCCGACCCGCAGGCCCUGCCCGCCUUUUCCGACCUGGAGACCCUCUCACUCUCCACCCUCUACUCCCUCCAGAAGCAGCUGCGGGCGCACCUGGAACAAGUGGACAAGGCCGUGUUCCACAUGCAGUCGGUGAAAUGCCUUAAGUGUCAGGAGCAGAACCGAGCGGUGCUGCCGUGCCAACACGCCGUGCUGUGUGAGCUCUGUGCCGAGGGCAGUGAGUGCCCCGUGUGCCAGCCAGGCCGGGCCCACACUCUCCAGUCGUGACCCUGCAGGCCUGGCCCUGGCCUGGCUCAGAUCUUCUCACCUAGGACUUUUUAAAGUAUAUAUAUGUAUGUAUGUAUGUAUGUAUGUAUGUACGUAUAUGUAUAUGAUUAUGUAUACAUUUCCGUAUGUGUGCAGGUAUGUGUGGGCGGCCAGUGUGAACAGUGUCUGUGUGUAUAUCUGUACAUAGAUAUAGACACACACUUUAAAACAGACUUACCAAGCACUUUUUAAAAGAAAACUAUUUUGCAGUCCUCUCCCUACCCGCUCCCUACUUUUCCCACUGCAGAGACAAAGUCCCCCCUUCUCCCACCAGCCUUUUGGCAGGGAGUCAGUUUCUGUCUCUUUUUUAUGUAGGAACUAACUAUUUUUAACUUUUUUCUGGGGCCUGAGCAGGGAGGGGUGGGAAACUAGAAGGGGGUGAGGGAAGGGGCUAAGCCUUCGGGGCAGGCCCUGUUCACCCCACCUCCCCAGGCCAGGGCCCAGAGCCAGGGCUUGUGUGGAGGACCAGCUGGAGAGCUGGCUCCAGCUGUGAGGAUGGAGGGGAGGGCGUCUGCUGGGGUCCGAGCCAGCCUAGCUCCUAGGUUUACCAAGUGUGUAUUUAGUCUGGGUGGCAGGUAAAAGUUGUGGGGCCAGCCCCACUCCUAGCCCUGGGCCCUUGAAGCUCCUCCAGGGGCAAGGCCUAGGCCUUCUACCCUCAGAUUCCUGAGGCUGGAGUCUACCCCCCAGGCUCCCAGCGCAGCCUCCCUGGCCCCAGGGCCAUCUACCAGGCUGGCACUGCCCUCUCCAUCACCCCCAGCUGCCCUCAGCUGCCCCCCGCCCCCUUGUGCACAGCCCUCUGCUGUCCGCCCCUCCCUCUGGCAGCUAGCAGGGCAAUAGGUGGGGGAGUCGCGGACUGUGAGGACCAAGGUAGGGCUCCGGCCCUGCCCUGGAGGGGCUCCGUAGGCAUUCCUUGGUGCUCUCUGAGUGCAGCUGACGUCCUGCCCCCUGUCUGGAGCAGACGCCGUGUGCAUGUGUGUGCGUGCCUGUCCAAUGUAUAUUGUGUCUUAGCUUCCAUUUUAAAAAUUGUUCUGUACAGAGAGAUGCAGCAGGGGCGGGAGGGCAGAGUGGGCAGAGGGAAGCCGCCCCACUCCCAGCACUGGGGGUCUGGGGUGGGAGCAAGAGCGCUGCAAAGGGUCUGGCCCGGCCCAGGCCCCCCCUUGGGCUCAGCACGAAAGGGCUUUCAAUGAAUUAAGUGAAAAACUUUUUUACAAAAAUGCAAAAAUCAAAGCUCCGAACGUAUUGGGAAUAAACUAUGAACUUGC
This is a messenger RNA of Sus scrofa (pig), 4279 nucleotides long. The record is from RefSeq and is a predicted model, not a curated record. Lineage: Eukaryota; Metazoa; Chordata; Mammalia; Artiodactyla; Suidae.